Molecule: messenger RNA, 531 nt
Organism: Staurois parvus
Lineage: Eukaryota; Metazoa; Chordata; Amphibia; Anura; Ranidae
Source: the annotation of a GenBank genome assembly
GGGCCCCUGUACCGCCCUCCUCUUGCUGCUGCCAGGCCCGUAAUCUGCCAAUGGGCCCCGUACGUACACGACUCCUCAUGCUGCUGUCAAGCAUUCGCCAGUAAUCUUGGUACAUGGGCCCCUCUGUACCCAUCCUCAUGCGGCUUGCCAGGUCCAGAGUGUGUAAUGGGUCCCUGUUACGGCAAAAAGCCCAUUGCUGCUGUCUCCAUCGCCACACUCUGACAUGUGCCACUUUCAGGUCUCCUCACAUGAACACUGAGUGGGUUUUUCCAAUUUUGUCAUAGGGUGCUCACCAUGGCCGUAAACCCAAACCCAUUGCUGCUGCCUUCACCGACAACACUGUGGACUAAAACCACACUACUGGUUUUGGCCCCGUGACUGCCCAAAUGAGUGAAAGUGUGCGGUGAUUCUAAGAUCGACGGCACUCAUCUGCAUGUCAUACUUGACUAAGCAGAAGUAUUAUUUCUCUUCCCAGCAGACCUACAAGGGCAAUUUAAAUUAAUAGGUACAGUGUUCUACGCAUUAAUAUAA